Dromaius novaehollandiae (emu) is the source of this 1797-nucleotide messenger RNA. RefSeq names its product putative short-chain dehydrogenase/reductase family 42E member 2. Gene Ontology annotation, molecular function: 3-beta-hydroxy-Delta5-steroid dehydrogenase (NAD+) activity. The record is from RefSeq and is a predicted model, not a curated record. Gene Ontology annotation, biological process: steroid biosynthetic process. NCBI's taxonomy places the organism in Eukaryota, Metazoa, Chordata, Aves, Casuariiformes, Dromaiidae.
UAAAGUAAAACUUUGCUGCUGCGAGUAGAGAAUUUUAAUAUGAAACUUACUGGAAUUGUCUGCAUCCAGGAGCACUAUGGAGCAAUUUUCAACAUGGAGAAGAAAUUGUUACAUGUGUCUGGUAAUAGAAGAUGGUAUUUCACUUCAUAGAAUGACACAAAACUUAUACUGAGUGGGAUAGCAACACCCUGGCACCAGACCUCUAACUCUAACCUCAGUGGAAAUGCUGGAGCACUGAAUGAAAAAAGUAUGAGAGCAGUGGUGACAGGAGGUGGAGGCUAUUUUGGAUACAAGCUGGGAUGUGCUCUUGCCAACUCCGGAGCUUCUGUUGUCCUGUAUGACACAAACAAGCCUAUCUGGGAAAUUCCCAGUGGAGUAGUGUGUAUCCAGGCAGAUGUCAGGGAUUAUGAUGCCAUUUUUGCAGCCUGUGAAGGGGCUGACUGUGUCUUUCAUGUAGCUUCAUAUGGAAUGUCAGGAAGAGAGCAACUUCACAGAAAAGAGAUUGAAACUGUAAACAUUGAUGGAACAAAAUUCAUCAUUGAUGCCUGCAAACAAAGGAACAUCCCUAGAUUGAUAUAUACCAGUACAGUAAAUGUGGUGUUUGGAGGACUUUCUAUUGAAGAUGGUGAUGAGGAAACUGUGCCAUAUUUCCCUAUAGAAAAGCAUGUUGAUCAUUAUUCCAGAACCAAAUCAAUUGCAGAACAAAUGGUACUAGCAGCUAAUGGAACUCCACUAGCAGGAGGUGGUAUAUUCUAUACAUGUGUUCUUCGCCCACCAGGAAUCUAUGGACCAGAAGAGCAAAGACACCUGCCACGGCUAGCAAAGAAUAUUGAGAGAGGGCUACUUAGCUUCAAGUUUGGGGAUCCUUCUGCUAAGAUGAACUGGGUGCAUGUGGAGAACCUUGUACAAGCCCAAAUCCUAGCUGCUGACGCUCUCACUCCUGAAAAGAACUACAUAGCUAGUGGUCAGGUAUAUUUCAUCAAUGAUGGUGAAAAGUUCAACCUUUUUGAAUGGUUAACUCCACUAUUUGAAAGAUUAGGUUGCAGUAAACCGUGGAUACGUAUUCCUACUUCCUUAGUUUAUGCAUCAGCGAUAAUAAUGGAAUAUCUUCAUCUGAUGCUGAAACCAUUUGUUGAAUUAUCACCUCUCCUGACCAGAAAUGAGGUGCAGAACAUUUCCAUAACGCACACGUUUCGCAUAGACAAGGCACGGCACCAGCUGGGCUACAACCCAGAGAAGUUUGCGUUUGCGGAUUCUGUGGACCACUACAUCAAAACCAGACCAGAAGCCCCGAACCAUCACGCCUUCCUCAAAGUUUUGCUUUCUUUAAUGGUUAGUUUAAGUUUGAUCUUUCUUUCUUUAAGAUUCGAUGGCCUUUCAGUUCUGCAUUUUUUCAGAGAAACACACCACUGACACACGUAACCGGCACGCAGUCAGUCACGGCGCCGCGGCCAGUCAUGGCACCGCGGCUCGCUCCCAUCGCCACACUGCUCAACGGGCAGCUACUUUCCAGAGCGAAGAACACAAUUUUGGCGUAUCAGGAGCCGUUCGUAGGGAGUAAAUCACCGUGAAGGCCAAGGACCAUCACUGAAGCACGGGAGCCGCGACUGCUGGAUCUAUUUGUCUCGCACCAGGACACCUGGUGGCGGAGCGGCCGCGGGGGCGCCGCCAGGAGCGGCCGGGCCGGCCACUGCGCCGCGGCGCCUGUAACGGCCGCGCGGGGGCGGCGCGCGCUGCGUGUGGUGAAUCGCCUGUGUCACUGCGCGCGGCGGGAAAUAAAACGUGCGUGGAACCGCU